CGACUUGAGGGCGGGACCUGCGCGGCCCGCAGCCCCUCCCGAGUGCUCUGCGCGCACUGGGCGCCCCUGGACCCCGGAGACCAUGGGGAAGCUGGUGGCACUUAUCCUGCUGGGCGCCGGCCUGGCCCUAGUCUGGGAGAGAUUAUUGACAUUUAGAGAAAGAAUGAAUGCAUAUCGAGAAGUAGAGUCAGUAGAACCCCAGAACUGCCGCCUUAUUGAGGGAAUUGAAAAUGGCUCUGAAGAUAUUGACAUCCUUCCUAGUGGGCUGGCUUUUAUCUCCAAUGGAUUAAAAUAUCCAGGCAUGCCAGACCUUGCACCAGAUGAGCCAGGACGAAUCUUCUUGAUGGAUUUAAAUGAGCAAAACCCAAGGGUCCAGGAAUUAAACAUCAGUGAUGGUUUUGAUAGAGCAUCCUUUAAUCCACAUGGAAUGAGUACUUUCAUUGACAAAGACCAAACUGUGUAUCUUUAUGUUGUGAACCAUCCCCACAUGGACUCCACCGUGGAGAUAUUUAAAUAUGAGGAACAACAACGUUCUUUGGUAUACCUGAAAACUAUAAAACACGAACUUCUCAAAAGUGUGAAUGAUAUUGUGGUUCUCGGACCAGAACAGUUCUAUGCCACCAGAGACCACUAUUUUACCAACUUCUUCUUGGCACUAUUAGAGUUGGUCAUGGAUCUUCGCUGGACUCAUGUGCUUUUCUACAGCCCAAGAGAGGUUAAAGUGGUGGCCAGAGGAUUUAGUUCUGCCAAUGGAAUUACAAUCUCACUAGACAAGAAGUAUAUCUAUGUAGCUGAUGUAUCAGAUAAGAACAUUCAUGUUAUGAAAAUACAAGACAACUGGGAUUUAACUCAACUCAAGGUAAUACAGUUGGACACCUUAGUGGAUAACUUAACUGUUGAUCCUGACACGGGAGAUAUUUUGGCAGGAUGCCAUCCUAAUGCUAUCAAGCUGCUGAUGUAUAACACCGAGGAUCCUCCAGGGUCAGAAGUACUUCACAUCCAGAAUGCUUUGUCUGAGAAGCCCGUGAUAAGCACCAUGUACGCCAACAAUGGCUCAGUACUUCAGGGUAGCUCUGUGGCCUCUGCGUACAGGGGGAAGCUUCUCAUAGGCACUGUAUUUCACAAAGCCCUGUACUGUGAGCUCUAGACUCCAGACAUCCCCAAAAGUCUACACGUUUGGUAAAAGUAAACCCCUAAUUAUAUGAUUAGUGGAACUCAAAGUAAAUGACAAACACCAAUAAAAGUGUGUCCAGCUUUUCUUAUGCAUAGACAUAAAGAAGCAGAGAAAUUACAUAAUAUUCCCCUAAUUCCAAGUUAAGUUAGCAACAGUCUGACAAGAAGCCAAACCUCUCAAUUCUUUAACCUACUAUUCCCAUUAUUCUUUCUACAAUAAGACAUGUGAGCUGUGAUGAGUGAGGUGUCCAGCUCACUUGGUAGCUGUGUGGCAAAAUUACCUCAUAUGCUGCUCUGAGCCUCCUGCAGUCCAGACCAGGAGAAGAGGUCAUGUUCAAAUAUUUACAGUUGCCCUUCUCUUCCUUCAAUUGCACGAGACACAAACUGCCAGUCACGUGCCCAGCACAUGGAUAAAAGCAAGAAUUGGCACUGUGAGACUGCCCAAGCCCUCCCUGAACUGGCCUUCUCCCAACGCAGACACACAGGAAGUCAGAUUCUGGAAAACGUGACAAGGACAGAUGGCACUGUCUGCUUUAAGCUGGGGCAGGGCUAAUCUGCUCUUUGUAACAGGUCAUUAUGUAUGGGGAUAGCUGGUCUCUGAAGUGAAGUGUUGUUACCAGCUUGACUCUGAACUAGGAGACAGGGCCUCAGAACUGUUAAUCCUCAGCUGCUAUAAACUUGUUAUUUUGGUUGAUUCAGUAAACACUUAUUAAGCAACAUUC
This is a messenger RNA of Dama dama (fallow deer), 1895 nucleotides long. RefSeq names its product paraoxonase 3 (gene PON3). The transcript is spliced from 9 exons. The record is from RefSeq and is a predicted model, not a curated record. The coding region runs from base 83 to 1147 and encodes 354 amino acids. Gene Ontology annotation, molecular function: arylesterase activity. Lineage: Eukaryota; Metazoa; Chordata; Mammalia; Artiodactyla; Cervidae.